UGUGUGUGUGUGACCGUCGACCGGGACCGUGACCGGGGCCGGCGGGGCACCACACUCUCGCUCGGUCGGUUUAACGACGGCAGCAGUUUGCCGCGAUCAGCCUUGCCCGAACGAACGAUAUAUGCCGCGCGUACACAUAUAAUACAUUAUAUACCUGCGAGCAAAUAACAAACACGCACGCACACAAACACAUAAUAAUAAUAUCAUGUCGUUAUUUUGUGCGGUGCAUCGCGUAGGCAUAUGAUAUAUUAUCCGUGAAUCAUAUAUAUAUAUUAUAAAUAACGGUCCGUUGGUCGUUACCGUGUCCGCGAUAGUCAAAGACGCGCGCGAGUUCAUCGCCGCCGGUACAUCUUUGCAGUGUUUGUGAGCGCACGCCGAGAGUAUACCGCACCGUUUCCGCGAACGCGAUCGUGCACGGGACAUCGGUACACAUACGCACGGUUCCAAGUGACAGCAGAGCCGCCGCCGCAGCCAGGAAACCACCGUGGGAUCAGAGGCACGGACCCCAGCGCGACGGGAAGUGUUACAAAAUAUUUAUAUACUCAUAUUUUAUAAUAUAUGCCGUACAGUCGCUGUGGACGAAUAUUAUGUACGAUUGUCCGUCGUUACCGUCAUCGCCGCAUUCGCUAGUGCCGCCGUCACCGUUUUCGCCGUCGUCACCGCCGCCGCGGUCGCUGCUCAUCCGCCGUAGUCUAUGAUAUUUUACGUGUUUGCAGCGCGAGUGACAACGUCGUGUACACUCGUGAAGUAACGCCGUCCGCACCCACCCGCAACCGUCGUCACAUCAUAGGUACAAUAUAAAAAAUUAUUAUUAUACCAAUAAAUAGGUAAAAGUAAAAACGCCAACUAUGACAAUGCUAUCGUCGCAAAAACUUUUGUACUCCGAUACGGCGACCGCCGCGGCAGCGGCCGCAGCUGCUGCUGCCGCUGCUGUCAACGCGGCGGCUAUGUACGGCGGGAAUUCGUCGACCACCGGCGCCGGCGGUGGUGGCGGACCGUCGUCGACUCCAUCGUUGUGUUCGCCGCCUCCGCAAUCACACCACCAACAGCAACAGCAACAGCAACAACAGCAGCAGCAACAGCAACAGCAGCAGCAACAGCAGCUUGUGUUCGGUAGCAGUGCCUCAGCCGCAGCUAACAUGCAACAGCAACUGUACGGUGGCAUGAAUUCCGCCGCAACGGCCGCCGCGGCAAUGUACGGUUUGAACGCUUCGGCCGCCGCUGUUGCUGCCGCGGCCGCAGCCGCUGGUGCUGGCGGUGACCCGACCGGCGCCGCAAACGCCGCGGCGCUACAACGGGUUCGGGCCGACAAGACGUACCGCCGGAACUACACGCACGCUAAACCUCCGUACUCGUACAUUUCGCUCAUUACGAUGGCCAUACAAAACUCGCCGGUAAAAAUGCUCACACUUUCGGAAAUUUACCAGUUUAUCAUGGAUCUGUUUCCUUUCUACCGGCAAAAUCAACAGCGGUGGCAGAACUCCAUCAGGCACUCGCUGUCGUUCAACGACUGUUUUGUUAAAGUGCCUCGGACACCCGACAAACCAGGUAAGGGUUCGUUUUGGACUUUGCACCCGGACUCUGGCAACAUGUUCGAGAAUGGUUGCUACCUACGCCGGCAAAAGCGUUUCAAAGACGACAAAAAAGACGCUUCGUCGAUCCGGCAGCAUGGCGACGGUGGUCAUCACCAUCAGCACCACGGCGGCCACAAUCACUCAAAAAGUUCGUCGCCCAUGCUACACAGCGGUGGUGGCGGUGGCAGUCAACACCAGCUCAGCGGUCAACAUCAAUUAAGUGGUGGCCAUCACCAUCAGCAGCACCAUUUAGACAUGGUGCUGGACAAGAAGCCGUCGUCAUCGGUACCGCCGUCAUCGGCGUCGUCCUCCUCCGUACUCGCCGCUGCUGCUGACCACCACCACCACCUGCUUCAACUGCAGCAUCACCAUAAUCAAAAACUAGGUGCCGGUGGUGGCGUGCUCAUGUCAUCAUCCGCUGCGGCAGACUUGGGAUUCGGUGGUGGCAUGCACCAUCAACACCAACAACACCAACAGCAGCAGCAACACGGCAAACACCAUUUACUUCUGCACCACCACCAUACGCACGAUCACCAAAAUAGCCACAACAACGGUAAUCACCAUGACAGCGAUCACGAUCAUGUGCACCAUAUGCACCAUCACUUACAACAACACGGUGGUGGUGACGACGACUCGUCAUCGUCCAUGUUGGUUGGGUCAUUGCUGCAACACCACCAACACCAGCAACAACAACACCAGCAGCAGCAGCAUCACCACCAGCAGCAGCAUCACCACCAGCAGCAGCAUAGCCCGGUGGACAUUUACGCCGCGGCUGCGGCCGCAGCACAUCACAAUCACCAACAACAACAGCAGCACCAGCAGCAGCAGCAGCAACACCAUAGCCACCAUCAGCAACUGCAACUGCAACAGCACCUCAAGUCUUCAGCAGCAGCGGCUGCCGCGGCCGCAGCUGCUGCCGAAUUUGCCGCAUCCAACCAUCCAUUUUCAAUUACGCGAUUGUUGCCGCCACCGCCAACGGCCUCAGCUGCUGCUGCUGCGUCAGCGUCCGACAAACCGUCGUCAGCCGCAUCCGUGGCCGCAGCCACUGCAUCGUCCGCAACGGCCGCCUCCGCCGCCGAGAAAAUGUACGAAAUGGCAGCGGCUUCGCAGUACGGUACCACGGCCGGGUAUAACGAUUACUACCACCCACACGCGCACCCACAUCAUCCACAUCACCACGGGCACCCACAUCCUCACCACCAGCAGGCGUCGUUAUAUCACGCGGCCGCGGCUGCUGCAGCAGCUGCUGCCGCCGCAGCAGCCUCCGGUGGACCGCAAUCGUCAGCGUCGUCCGUGUCUGGCGCUGCCGCCGCGGCCGGAUCGUCGUCGCCGUUGUGACAUCACCAUCACCAUCAGCAGCUCCAGCAGCACCACCAGCACCAAUAUCCGCCACUUGUUUGAAGGCAGUGUGGUCACCGGUGGGCCUGCAGCAACAACAGCGGCAUCAGCAAUAGUAAUUAUAUUGCAGCCACGUUUUGCGUUAAAUUUUUCUUCGAUAAUUUCUAAGUGUUUGUCGCGCGCGCAUGCGUGACCGCGGUAUGCAACGAAUGCGUAAUUUUUAUUUUAUUUUUUCUAGUAAUCUCUCGAGUACCUUCUACCUAUAAACUAUUAUAUUAUACUCAUAUGUGUUUGAUACCGUCAUAUGUUUCGUUUUUAGAUUUAUUAUUAUUAUUAUUAUUAUUAUUAUAUUAUUAUUAUUAUUAU
Molecule: messenger RNA, 3278 nt
Organism: Acyrthosiphon pisum (pea aphid)
Lineage: Eukaryota; Metazoa; Arthropoda; Insecta; Hemiptera; Aphididae
Product: fork head domain-containing protein crocodile-like
Exons: 1
Coding region: 849-2912 (687 amino acids)
Biological process (GO): cell differentiation; regulation of transcription by RNA polymerase II; anatomical structure morphogenesis
Molecular function (GO): RNA polymerase II cis-regulatory region sequence-specific DNA binding; DNA-binding transcription factor activity, RNA polymerase II-specific; transcription factor binding
Source: RefSeq, a predicted model, not a curated record